Molecule: messenger RNA, 1473 nt
Organism: Miscanthus lutarioriparius
Lineage: Eukaryota; Viridiplantae; Streptophyta; Magnoliopsida; Poales; Poaceae
Source: the annotation of a GenBank genome assembly
AUGUACCGCGCGGCCGCCAGCCUUGCCUCCAAGGCCAGCAUGCCGGGAGCAGCGCUCGCCAGCUUGGCCUGGAGCAGGAACUAUGCUGCUAAGGACAUCAAGUUUGGUGUCCAAGCCCGGGCCUUGGUGCUGAGGGGUGUUGAAGAAUUGGCUGACGUUGUCAAAGUGACAAUGGGCCCUAAGGGAAGAACUGUUAUUAUUGAGCAAAGCUUUGGUGCACCUAAAGUUACAAAGGAUGGAGUGACCGUUGCCAAGAGCAUUGAAUUCAGUACUACAUGUGCCACUGUUCUGACAAAGGCUAUAUUCACUGAGGGUUGCAAGUCCGUAGCCGCUGGAAUGAAUGCCAUGGAUCUGAGCCGUGGUAUCUCAAUGGCUGUUGAUUCUGUUGUCACGAACCUAAAAAACAUGGCAAAAAUGAUCAGUACAUCAGAGGAAAUAGCACAGGUGGGUACUAUAUCAGCUAAUGGGAAAGGGAAAUUGGAACUAAAUGAUCCCUUGAUAUUGAUACACGACAAAAGAGUAUCAAAUGCGCACUCCGUGGCCAAAGCGAUGGAGUUAGCUAUGAAGAAGCAAAAACCUCUGCUUAUUGUCGCAGAAGAUGUAGAAGGUGAAGCGUUGGGUACCCUGAUUCUUAACAAGCUCCGUGGAGGUGUUAAGGUCUGUGCGGUCAAAGCUCCUGGUUUUGGGGGGAGCAGGAAAACCAACUUGCAGGACCUUGCUAUCCUUACUGGGGGAGAAGUUAUAACUGAAGAACUUGGGAUGAACCUUGAGAACUUUGAGCCUCAGAUGUUUGGCACUUGCAAGAAGGUUACAAUUUCUAAGGAUGACACUGUCAUCCUUGAUGGAGCUGGGGAUAAGAAGGCAAUUGAAGAGAGAACUGAGCAUCUGAGAUCUGCGAUUGAGCAAAGCACUUCUGACUAUGACAAGGAAAAGCUUCAAGAGCGAUUGGCAAAGCUUUCUGGUGGUGUUGCUGUUCUAAAGAUUGGUGGAGCAAGUGAAGUGGAAGUUAGUGAGAAGAAGGAUAGAGUGACGGAUGUACUAAAUGCAACCAAAGCUGCAGUGGAGGAGGGUAUUGUGCUAGGUGGGGGUGUUGCUCUUCUCUAUGCUUCAAAAGACCUGGAUACAUUGGAGACUGCAAACUUUGUCCAAAAGAUUGGUGUCCAAAUCAUUCAAAAUGCUUUGAAGACCCCGGUGCAUACUAUUGCUUCAAAUGCUGGGGUAGAAGGGGCUGUUAUUGUUGGCAAGCUUUUGGAACAGGAGAACACUGAUCUAGGCUAUGAUGCAGCUAAAGGCGAGUAUGUGGAUAUGGUGAAGGCUGGUAUCAUCGACCCGCUUAAAGUGAUUAGAACAGCCCUAUUGGAUGCUGCAAGUGUAUCAUCUCUUUUGACUACCACAGAAUCUGUUAUUGUUGAGAUCCCCAAGGAAGAGAGUAGUGCAUCAGCAAUGGGCAGCAUGAAUGGGAUGGAAUACUGA